Silurus meridionalis is the source of this 1834-nucleotide messenger RNA. It is a transcript of the gene mafgb, whose product is annotated as v-maf avian musculoaponeurotic fibrosarcoma oncogene homolog Gb. The record is from RefSeq and is a predicted model, not a curated record. The transcript has 3 exons. Gene Ontology annotation, molecular function: DNA-binding transcription factor activity, RNA polymerase II-specific; RNA polymerase II cis-regulatory region sequence-specific DNA binding. Lineage: Eukaryota; Metazoa; Chordata; Actinopteri; Siluriformes; Siluridae. Bases 448 to 1158 code for a protein of 236 amino acids. Gene Ontology annotation, biological process: regulation of transcription by RNA polymerase II; regulation of epidermal cell differentiation. Gene Ontology annotation, cellular component: nucleus.
UGAUAUGUACUCUUGAUAUAAAAAUGUGUCAUUUCGUGUGUUCAUACAAGUAUAAUAUGUUAAUGAUAAAGAAAAGUUCUUAACGAAACGAACAUAGGCAUUUGUAGGCCUUUAUUUGUCACAUAAACAUUAAACAUAAAUUCUUCACACAUCUCAGCAGCUCUUGGAACAGGGCCUUGCUCAAGGGCAGAGUGGUGGUGCUGGGGCUUGAACCACUGACCUUCUGAUCAGUAACCGAGAGUCUGGAUUACCACGACUCAGUUAUAUACAUAGCAGAGAGUUUUUGGACAUGGUGGAAAUGAAAAAGAAAAGAAAGCACCUGAAUGCACUUCACAUUGUACCUAAGCAAACAGGUGGCGUUUUCAUUUCAGUGCACCUGUUCCUUUAAGACUUCCUCUCCAAGUUGCGUAGAUCCUUCAUGAAUGAAACCACGUGACCAAACAUCAUAUGACGUCUGGCCUCCUCGGCACAAGAGAAAGCGGAUCAACAAGGAGAAGGUGGGAGUGUUACAACAAUUUCCGAAGCGGCGUCGGCAAAAAAAAACUUCACCUUCGCCGACUCGAACUUGUACUUCUGAACCGGUGCCAGAGCCUGAGACGCGUCCCGGGUCCCAUUCGAUCUGUGUGGUUUACAAGCGGCUCUCGUGGCAUGACGACCACUAACAAGGGAAACAAAGCCUUGAAGGUGAAGCGGGAGCCAGGCGAGAAUGGCACGAGCCUCACAGACGACGAGCUGGUGUCGAUGUCGGUGCGCGAGCUCAACCAGCACCUGCGCGGCCUCUCCAAGGAGGAGAUUGUACAGUUGAAGCAGCGGCGGCGCACGCUCAAAAACCGUGGCUAUGCUGCCAGCUGCCGAGUCAAGCGUGUCACGCAGAAGGAGGAGCUCGAGCGUCAAAAAGCCGAGCUCCAGCAGGAGGUGGAGAAGCUUGCUUCAGAGAACGCCAGCAUGAAGGUGGAGCUCGAUGCCCUGCGCUCCAAAUAUGAGGCGCUGCAGAGCUUCGCUAGGACUGUCGCUCGUGCACCUGCGGUGCCUAUCAGCAACGCUCCCGUUUCCGCCCGAGGGUCCCUGGCCUCCGUCAUUGGGCCACUCGUACCGGGGAAGGUGGGCGCCACCAGCGUCAUCACGAUAGUCAAGUCCAAAACAGAUGCUAGGUCUUAGUACAGGCCAGUAAGGAGAGAGAGAGAGAGAGAGAGAGAGAGAGAGGAGGAGGGGAGAGGGAGAAAGAGAGAGAGAAAUGGGCUUGGUCAGUGCAUCACGAUUUAGGCACGGGACAGAAUCAAUAAGAGGUCAAAUUGGUGCAAAUUGUUCCAGAUUUCUGUGAGAUGGAGCCUGACGUGGAGGACAGGUACCUAAGAAGGCCAUGUCCUCAACAUAUGCUGAUACUUCCACCUGAAUUGGUCAAUACAGAAUAUUUCUGUAUCACACGCUUCCGAAACCAUCAAAACCACCAUCAUGGACAAUUAGGACGACUGGGCUUCCAGAAAAAUCUCCACAUUUGAAUGAAAUUACAAGUAUUUUCAAAAAAAAAAAAAGAAACAGCAAAACUGUUUUGUCCCACAUGACUGCAACGAUUGCUGGAUUUAUAGUCUUUAUACUUAGUUUUUUGUAUGAUAUUGUUGGACUUUAGGGCCCAAGUGUAUUAUUUUUGUCAGGUUUUUAUGCAAUAUUUGAACUUCAUUGUGUUGCUGUGUUUUGUACUUCCAUCUUUUUCCUGUGUCAGAGAACUCGGUCACAAAACAGACAUACACUCUGUACACUUUUAAUCUCCACCUUGUGUUUAGAAACACAAGGACGUGGAAUAAAGACGUUUUUUUUUUUCUUUUUUUUUUUUUUU